Juglans microcarpa x Juglans regia is the source of this 3647-nucleotide messenger RNA. Its product is annotated as probable LRR receptor-like serine/threonine-protein kinase RFK1. Bases 286 to 3327 code for a protein of 1013 amino acids. NCBI's taxonomy places the organism in Eukaryota, Viridiplantae, Streptophyta, Magnoliopsida, Fagales, Juglandaceae. Gene Ontology annotation, molecular function: protein binding; protein kinase activity; ATP binding. The record is from RefSeq and is a predicted model, not a curated record. Gene Ontology annotation, biological process: protein phosphorylation. The transcript has 24 exons.
AUUAUAAGGCUAGUAAUUAGUGUCGUCUUGAAACGCAUUUUCACAUCUGGGUAGGAUAAGAUUUGUCAAGUGUCAACUGCAGACAGUGCUGGAUUCUCAUACCAAAGCUUUUGCGAAAGAAAAAAUCUAUUCUCAUUCCUUUUUUUUUUUUUUCUAAUAAUCUUGAUGUCAAUUAAUGAAAUGAUGAUGAGAGAAUGAUAAAAAUUUCUCUUUGCGAAACCUGAAGGAAAGUGUAAUAACUCGAUUCCUACAGAAGCUCCGGUUGUUUUUGUCAAAUUCUUGAUCAUGCUGGCAAAGAACCUCUUCGGUUUUAUGAUUUUUGCGUCGAGUUGCUUCAGGUUGCUUGGAUUUGCGGAGGCAAGGGUACCCCAAGAAGAAGUUGAUGCACUCCAACAAAUAACUAGUACGAUGGGCGCAAUGUAUUGGAAGUUUAAUGGCAAUUCAUGUGAAGUUGAAAUGGUUGGGAUAGCACCAGAGCCACCAAGGAAUUCUGAGAGCAGUAUUGAUUGUGAUUGCCACUUUGAGAACAAUACCGUCUGCCAUGUCGUAACGAUAAUGCUAAAGGGUUUCAGCCUUUCUGGCAUGCUUCCACCUCAACUGGUCAAGCUUCGUUAUCUCCAAAAAAUUGAUUUUGCAUACAACUAUCUCAAUGGGAUGAUACCACUGGAAUGGACUUCAAUGCAAUUGAAUUUUAUCUCUGUUCUUGCGAAUCGCUUAUCAGGGGAAAUUCCAAAGGAAUUGGGAAAUAUUACGACUCUCAAAUACAUGUGCCUUGAAGCAAACCGAUUCUCAGGCAUUGUUCCUCCUGAGCUUGGCAACUUGAUCAAUUUGCAGACUUUGGUGCUCUCCUCAAAUAAUUUGACAGGAAACUUGCCGAAGACUUUUUCUAGGCUGCAAAAUCUUACAGAUUUUAGGAUAAAUGACAACAACUUCAAAGGAAAGCUACCUGACUUCAUACAGAACUGGAAACAACUGACAAGACUAGAAAUGCAUGCAAGUGGACUGGAGGGACCCAUCCCACCCAAGAUAUCUCUCCUGUAUAAUUUAGCUGAGUUGAGGAUUAGCGAUAUGGAUGGGCCAAAUCAGGACUUUCCUAUGCUGAGAAACAUGUCUGGCAUAGUAAGAUUGGUUUUGAGAAACUGUAAGAUUUCUGGGGAGAUCCCUGCAUACAUCUGGACUAUGAAGAAUCUGGAAAUGUUGGAUGUCAGUUUUAACAAAUUAAUUGGGGAGAUUCCAACCAGUGCCAACUUUGAGCGCCUGAAAUUCCUCUUUUUAACUGGCAACUCGCUAAGAGGAAAUGUGCCAGAAUCAAUUUUGAAGGCGGGGAGUAAUAUUGAUCUUUCCUACAAUAACUUCACAUGGCAAGGUCCUGAACAGCCAGCUUGUGGAGAAAACUUGAAUUUGAAUCUUAACUUAUUUCAAAGCUCCUUAAAGGAGGACAACAUAAAACAAGGUCCUCAUUGCUUAAAGAACUUCAAUUGUCCACGAUAUUCAAAUUGUUUGCAUAUUAAUUCUGGUGGAAACAAUGUAGCCAUCAAGGAAGAUAAAGUCACAGUUGUAUAUGAAGGAGAUGCAGAUGUUGAAGGUGGUGCUGCGGAGUACUUUAUUCGUGACAAUAGUUACUGGGGGUUUAGUAGCACUGGGGAUUUCAUGGAUGAUAAUAAUUACCAAAAUACACGUUACACUCUACAUCUCUCAUCAGCCAAUAUAUCUGAAUUGUAUGCCACAGCACGUGUAUCUCCUAUGUCGCUCACUUAUUUCCAUUAUUGCUUAGAAAAUGGGAACUACACCGUAAAUCUCCACUUUGCAGAGAUAGUGUUUACGAAUGACAAAACAUAUAACAGUCUCGGGAAGCGUGUAUUUGAUAUCUAUGUUCAGGAAAUAUUAGUGGUGAAGGACUUCAACGUUGAAGAUUACACCGGUGUUGCUCAAAAGGCAGUUGUAAAACCCAUAUCAAAUGUGAUCGUCUCAAACAAUAUUCUAGAGAUCAGAUUCUAUUGGGCUGGUAAAGGGACGACAAGAAUUCCUGAUAGAGGAGUUUAUGGUCCCCUUAUAUCAGCCGUUUCUGUAGUUUCUGAUUUCAAACUCUGUCGGAAUGGUGGAACCAAUCGAACUGUUUAUAUCAUUGUUGGAGUUGCAAUUGGAGCAUUAUGCUUACUACUCUUUUUAGGGGGAAUCCUUUGGUGGAAAGGCUGUUUGCUGAGGAAAAGGAGGGGAAAAAAAGACACUAGACGACUAGAUUCGGUGACGGGGACUUUUAGCUUAAAACAGAUAAAAGCCGCAACUAAUGAUUUCGAUUGUGCCAACAAAAUUGGAGAAGGUGGCUUUGGUCCUGUUUACAAGGGUCAAUUACCUGAUGGCACUGUCAUAGCAGUUAAGCAGCUCUCGUCUAAAUCAAAACAGGGUAAUCGGGAGUUUUUAAAUGAGAUGGGAAUGAUUUCCUGUUUGCAACACCCAAAUCUUGUGAAUCUUCAUGGAUGUUGCAUUGAAGGGGAUCAAUUAUUGUUGGUAUACGAGUACUUGGAAAAUAAUAGCCUUGCUGGUGCCCUAUUUGAAAACAGUCAGCUUAAACUAGACUGGCCUACAAGGCUUAAGAUCUGUAUUGGGAUAGCAAGAGGUCUAGCUUUUCUCCAUGAAGAAUCAAGACUCAAGAUUGUUCACAGAGACAUCAAAGCAACUAAUGUGUUGCUGGAUGGAGAGUUGAACCCUAAAAUAUCCGACUUUGGAUUGGCUAGGCUCGAUGAAGAGGAGAAGACCCACAUUACCACCCGAAUUGCUGGAACCAUAGGAUAUAUGGCUCCAGAAUAUGCAUUAUGGGGUCAUCUGACAUACAAAGCAGAUGUUUACAGUUUUGGAGUUUUGGCCUUGGAAAUUUUCAGUGGAAAGAACAACAAUAAUUAUAUGCCAAGUGACAACUGUGUUUGUCUUUUAGAUCGGGCCUGCCAUUUGCAACAAACUGGAAAAUUGAUGAAGCUCAUUGAUGAGAGGUUGGAGUCUGGGGUUGACGAAAAGGAAGCUGAAAUUAUGGUUAAAGCAGCUUUGUUAUGCACAAAUGCAUCCGCAUCACUUAGGCCAACCAUGUCGGAGGUGGUAAGCAUGCUUGAAGGGCGAUUGUCUGUUCCGGACCAGAUCCCAGAAGCAAGCACCUAUCAUGAAGACCUGAGGUUUAAGGCCAUGAGAGACCUCCAUAAAGACAGGCAAAAUCAGAGUUCGAGUGGAAGCCAAACCCACAAUUCAACAGCAGCCCACACAUUUUGCUCUACCUCUACAUUUGGACAUGACUUGGGUGAUAUCAAACCAGACUCAGAAUCUUGCGGAGAAGUGUGAGCAUUCAUUCCUCUUUGUAGCUCUGCAAUCAAAAUAGAUAUUCUUUUUCGAGAAAUGAUAUUUACAAUCAUAAAGUAUAUAAAAGUUGCACUCUUUUUAAAAAAAAGUGAGUAAAUACUAAAUAUGUAAUCUACAUGAAAAAAUAACUUUUGAAUGGUAGACGUUACUCUUUUUCAGAAAGAGUACACGAUGUUUGCACAACCAAUGACUGUAUCUAAUAUUAUUUUUAUUUCGUAGGUAUUUUUUUUUAAUCUAAAAAUUGGUGGAAGGUAAUUUGAUUACAAUAUAUCUGAUGAAUACAAAGACAUGAAAAUCGAUCA